AUGGCGACUUCUCUGAAGUUUGUUCGUUUUUACAAUUCGACCAGGCAAAAUUUGAAGAUCAAUAGGGAUACCAAGGUAUGUCAGAGUUAUUUUGUUCGACAGGUGGCAAAAACUAAAAUACAAGUUUAUUUUUUUUUGUUAGGUUUUGGUUCAAGGCUUUACUGGAAAGCAAGGAACUUUCCACGGCCAACAGAUGAUUGAUUAUGGAACCAAGGUGGUUGGAGGAAUAUCUCCAAAGAAGGCCGGCACUACCCAUCUGGGGAAACCUGUGUUUGCAAACGUCAGGGUACGUACUUGCCUCUUUUUAACGUUCCUUAUUGUCGUUUAGGAAGCCCGUGAGAAAACUGGAGCCGACGCGACUGUUAUCUAUGUUCCAGCACCUUUUGCUGCUGCUGCUAUUGAAGAAGCACUCGAUGCUGAGAUUCCUCUUGCUGUCUGCAUCACUGAAGGAAUUCCUCAACUCGUAAGUUGCUUAGAACACUGAUUUAUCUGUUUUUAGGACAUGUUGAAAGUGAAAAAGCGUCUUCUGGAACAAAACAAGACCCGUCUUCUUGGUCCCAACUGCCCUGGAAUUAUUAUGCCAGAGCAGUGUAAGAUUGGAAUUAUGCCUGGGCAUAUUCACAAAGCUGGCAUGAUCGGUAUUGUCUCUCGAUCUGGGACUUUGACCUAUGAAGUAAGUAUUGAAAUAUAGAUUUAGGUACUUGUUCCCGGCCAAGAUGUUUUUACGAUUUUAUUGUAGGCUGUCCAUCAGACCACCACUGUUGGCCUUGGACAGACCCUAUGUGUUGGAAUUGGUGGAGAUCCAUUCAACGGAACAAACUUUAUUGAUUGCCUUGAUGUAAGUGGCAUAAUUAGUUCCCUUUGUAGUUAAAAUUUCUGUCGUAAUUUUUUGUUUAUUUUCAUUAUUUUGUUUUGAAGGCCAUUUUUAUCUAAUCACCUUUUUUGCGACCGGAAAAUGCAUGUUUAGUCCGAAAGUUAAUCCAUUUAUCCUUAAUUUACGUGAACAUCAAAAUUUCAUUGAUGUAAUCAGUUAAUUAGAGUUAAUAACGACUCGUAAUUAGAAAUGUGUUUUGGACAACAAUUACGCGUUGAAACUCAUUUUUAGGGAAUGAACAACGACAAUUAUAUUGUUUUAGAUCUUCCUCCAAGACCCCGAAACCAGAGGAAUCAUCAUGAUCGGAGAGAUUGGAGGCCAAGCCGAGGAACAGGCCGCCGAAUUCUUGAAGCAGAACAACAAAGGCAGCAACUCAAAGCCAGUGGUGUCGUUUAUUGCUGGAAUCACCGCUCCACCUGGCCGUCGGAUGGGUCAUGCUGGAGCUAUUAUUGCCGGAGGAAAAGGUGGUGCUCGCGAAAAACAAGCCGCCUUAAAAGAAGCGGGAGUUCAUGUUGUCGACUCCCCCGCACAAAUGGGAUCACGGAUGGCAAACGCUCUUCUCGGUCUUCACCGUGGCGCUUCGGCCACAGCCUAA
Messenger RNA from Bursaphelenchus xylophilus (pine wood nematode), 1469 nucleotides. Lineage: Eukaryota; Metazoa; Nematoda; Chromadorea; Rhabditida; Aphelenchoididae. The record is from the annotation of a GenBank genome assembly.